CGGACGUCUCUCUCUCUCCGUCCGGGGCUCCCGCGCUCGGACCCGCCGGUGUUCGCCGCCGUUCACCUCUUCGGCAUACCCCACACCCUUUGUUGCGGAGAAGAGACAAUGGACAUGGCGGAAGUACCGGACAACGUGGACCUCAUGACCCUGAGGCUCCAGAAGCAAGACCUGGAGCACCGUGCAUCGAACGAGAUCUACCGCACCAAGGUUGCCCGGAUGUUCAGGAAGACCAACUACAUCUCCAAAGUGGACUUUGUGAGCGGCAAGACAAAGUCACCGUCGGAGCAGCGGGCGUCCUUGGCCGAGGUGGUGAUGGCCGUCCAGAUCUACAAGCCCAUCAAAAUGCCCGCAGGGCCACGCAAAGUGCGCAUGGGUGGAUGCCUCUCGUACAAGGUUCAGGCGGAGGUGGCGGUUCUCGGUGAACAGACGCUGCAGAGCCUGCGCGAGAAGAUCAGCUGCGUGUCGGACGUCCUCUCGCCGGGAGACUUCAGCGAGAACCCGGGCAGGCCCCAGACACCGAAGGCCAUGGAUUUGUACAAGUCUGGAUUCUUUUUCAUCGGUAAUACUUUCUACAACGACAUGUCAAGCUCAUCUUGCAAGGACUACAGCCAGGUGAUCCGGGACUGGGCCCAGAACAGCCGUCGCGAGGUGGGUCCGUUCGAGGCGCGGCGCAUGGACACGACGCGCUUCGUGGACCUCGAGCUGCGCCUGGGCUACCCCUACGUGUACCUGCACCAGGGACACUGCGAGCACCUGCUCGUCUUCUCCGACCUCAGGAUGCUCCACCCGGACGACAGCCAGAACCCACACGACUACCCGCUGCGGCUCAAGAGCUUUCCCUUUGGCAAGAGGGUGCUCUGCAUGCUUUGCCACACCACCAUCGCCAAGUGGGUGACUUACGGGAACGAGCGGGUAACGGACGACCCCUUCUUCUUCUGCGACGUCUGCUUCCACUCGUAUAACUACACGGCCGACAAUAAGAAGAUCGGACACUUCCGGGCCGAACCCUUCCUCGACUGGAACGCCGUGCUCUGAGCUCCCGUCCAACUGCAGCCCAAGCCUAUGCUCGUCAAGCGAGAGCCGAGCGGUUCCAGUAUACGCGUGUGGUACCUCGUAAUCGGUGCCGUACGAAUCCACCGAGCCAUGCGGGUUCUGCUAGCUAGGUGGCGCAAGCUUCUGCCCGAUUCGAAAGGCGUUGGUGGUUCGUAAGUCAAUAAAAAUACACACCGUCAGAUGUAUCUUUCAAGCCUUCCUACG
This is a messenger RNA of Ixodes scapularis (black-legged tick), 1260 nucleotides long. Its product is annotated as snRNA-activating protein complex subunit 3. The record is from RefSeq and is a predicted model, not a curated record. Gene Ontology annotation, molecular function: core promoter sequence-specific DNA binding; bent DNA binding; RNA polymerase III type 3 promoter sequence-specific DNA binding. The transcript is spliced from 9 exons. Gene Ontology annotation, cellular component: snRNA-activating protein complex. Lineage: Eukaryota; Metazoa; Arthropoda; Arachnida; Ixodida; Ixodidae. The coding region runs from base 109 to 1038 and encodes 309 amino acids. Gene Ontology annotation, biological process: snRNA transcription by RNA polymerase II; snRNA transcription by RNA polymerase III.